Molecule: messenger RNA, 2459 nt
Organism: Oryctolagus cuniculus (rabbit)
Lineage: Eukaryota; Metazoa; Chordata; Mammalia; Lagomorpha; Leporidae
Source: RefSeq, a predicted model, not a curated record
GGCGCGGCAGCCAAUGGAAGACGCCGGUCGCGAGCAGCGGGGCGGGGGCCCGAGGACCCGGGCCGCGCCUCGCUGCCGCCGCCGCCGCCGCCGCCACCGCCACCACUGCCGCCACUGCCACCGCCACCACGGCGGCCUCGUCCUCACAGCCGGAGCUGAGACACCAUGUCGCAAGAGUGAUUGCUUCCUCGUUUUCACAAUGGAAGACUCUGGAAAGACAUUUGGCUCCGAGGAGGAAGAAGCUAGCUACUGGAAGGAUCUAGCGAUGACCUACAAGCAGAGGGCCGAGAACACUCAGGAGGAGCUCCGGGAGUUCCAGGAGGGCAGCCGAGAGUAUGAGGCAGAGCUGGAAGCCCAGCUGCAGCAGAUCGAAAGCAGGAACCGAGACCUCCUGUCGGAGAACAACCGCCUGCGCAUGGAGCUGGAAACCAUCAAGGAAAAGUUUGAAAUGCAGCAUUCCGAAGGCUACAGGCAGAUCUCUGCCUUAGAGGACGACCUUGCACAGACGAAGGCAAUUAAAGAUCAACUGCAGAAAUACAUCCGCGAGCUGGAGCAAGCCAACGACGACCUGGAAAGAGCCAAACGGGCCACGAUCAUGUCUCUGGAAGACUUUGAGCAGCGCCUGAAUCAAGCCAUCGAAAGAAAUGCCUUCCUGGAAAGCGAACUUGACGAGAAGGAGAAUCUCCUAGAAUCCGUGCAGCGGCUGAAGGAUGAAGCCAGAGAUUUGCGGCAGGAGUUGGCUGUGCAGCAGAAGCAAGACAAACCCAGGACCCCCAAGCCCAGCUCCGUGGAAGCUGAAAGGACAGACACAGCUGUGCAGGCCACAGGCUCCGUGCCGUCCACCCCCAUAGCUCACCGGGGGCCCAGCGCCAGUUUAAACACCCCAGGGGCCUUCAGACACGGUCUGGACAGUCCCGCUGGUGGAACCCCACUCACACCUGCUGCCCGGAUAUCGGCACUCAAUAUCGUGGGGGACCUGCUACGGAAAGUGGGGGCACUGGAGUCCAAACUUGCUUCCUGCCGAAACUUCGUGUACGAUCAGUCCCCAAACCGGACGAGUGGCCCAGCCCCAGGGCGGGGGAGCAGGAGCAGAGACGGUGGCGACAGACGGUCUGGCAGCACCAGCGUGCCAUUGGGUGACAAAGGGUCAGUGCCAUUGAUGAACCACAUGGAGAGAAAACUGAGACCCUGAGACCCUGCUCCCGACUAUUGAUACUCUAGAACUCUGUGGGCCCCGUGCUAGCCAGUGGGUCGCGGCUGUGCCGUCAGCUUAACUUGGUUUGCUCUGUCUGAAGGUUGGGAAAACGCCUGGAAUUUGGGAAGCCGCCUUCGCAUAUUUCCUCACCACCGCUGCCGUCAACCCAGGGUGUAGUCAAGAUGUUGCUUUAGGAAAGCCACGGAAGCUUCUGGAGCCCUGGUGUGUGUGCAGUGUCGCUGCCUUUCUCCCCCUCGUUGCAGUAGGUGUUUGGGUUCCUUAAGUUAGUUGGAGAAAUGAGAGCCAGCGGUCACCAUCAUUCGCUUUUGUGCUUUGUGGCCUGAGCCCGCAAUUGAGGCCAUCGUUGUGGCCCCCGGCGUUUGUCCCUGUGAAAAGUCACCGUGGUUCCAGCGUCUGUGUCAGAGUGUGUGUCGUGAAGACAUGGGAAGGGCUGUGAAUGUGGUUGACGAGGCUAGCCCCUCGUUCCACGCUCACCCAGGGGUCCCGGUCAGUCUUCAGAGGUAACGGUUAAUGUCCGGAGUCUCCUUCCAGCAGGGAUCGUAGCCCAUCUCAGGGGCUACCCCCCCACGGCCCACGCUCACCUGGUGUCUGCUUCCAGAGCCAGCUGUCCCAGUGCUUGACACACACCUCAGUCCUGUCAGGAGCAGAGAACGGAAGAGGCAUGUGCCACGGUUGAAACCGUGGUCUUGUGCCUCUGGGACUUUUACACGUGCCUUUCCUGAGGUUCUUAAGUGAGUUUCAGAAAUUAUCAGGUAAAUCCUGAGUCCGCCACCCUGGCAUGGGGAUGGCUUCUGUGUCCAGGCCCUGGGAGGCCUCGGAAAUGCAGCCUCUAGGAACAGGACUUCCUUCAGAGCUGUCAUGGGGUGACCGGAGGCCCCAGAUCGCACUGAAACCCAGGAUUGUGGGCAGGCGCUUCUUGGCAAACGACAGAACGUUGUAGGAUUUCCAGCGCUUGCUGUGAGCUGCUGUCUCUCACUUCCCCGCACAGGUCGGAAGAACACACUAAUUUCAGGAGCGUGCAUGCAGCUUAACAGCCUUCGUUUUGUUACUCAGUUAUUUUCUAUAAGAACUGCAAAAAUGUCCUUAAGUUGAAAAUAGAACUUUUCAAGUGCUACUGAAAUUCAGCAGAGAAUUAAGCCUCAGUACUAGGGAUUUUAUCCUGAGACAUCCUAACCCAUAUCGGUAAAAGAUGUACUUUUAUUUUUCUAAAAGAACAAUAAAAUCCAAAGGAAGUCACGAUCAA